ACAUACGUUCACAUACGUCCUACGUGUCGGUCAGCAGCUCGAUAAUCCCCCCCCCCCCCCCCCAAACAGCCCGCGACUCUCUAUCCCGAUCAGAUCGAAGUAUUUAGUAUAGUGCAGUACAUAGCGCGUAUACAGUGCUACAGUCUCGUCGCAGUGUCGCGCAGCACAGAUGAUCCAGUGGCUGCGCGAGUCCCAUCGUCGUCGCAGUAGAUACACACACUCCUCGACAAGCUCGUCUCUCGUUGCAAAAAGGGACCACCUCGUCGUGGACCCGACCAGCGUAUCCCGUAGUUCGUAAGCCUAUCCACCCACAUACGCACACGGAGCAAGGAUGGAGGAGGGUCAGCACGAAGCCCAGCACGCGGAGGCUCCGAAAUCCUGGAGAGAGACGUCCGACGAGAAGACGUCGAGCAAGCAAUGGACACCAAUCGAGGUAUUGCGACACAGGCUCUACGACAAGGUCCAGGUCAAGCCACCCGCCCGGGACAUGAAGCUCAAGAUGGCAAUGCACCGGGACCUGCUGCGACACUUCUCCAGGAAUAAGGACCGCGACGCCAAGGAUCACAUCAAGGACAGAUUCAAUUUUGUACAGAAACCAAGAGGAAAAGUGAUCUGUGCUAAGAAAAAUGUAUCAAACGCAGGGUUGAUUUUCAAGCGAGAAUACGAGAAUCACAUAAUGGACGCAAAAAUAUCGGAUUUGGUGACGAAAAUUGAUUCGCCAAAGUUCAAAGUGGCAGAAGACCCAAAAAUAGACUUUAACAUUGCCCGUGCUGUGUCAACGAUGAGCUGCUACGACAAUGUCCAUCGAGAGCCACCAGUGGAAAUGGGUGAUGGAACAGUGCUAGAUAGCAGGCCUGAUGUGACGAAAAAGUUGGAAAAUGUCAGUAUUCACGAUCCCUACCAUAUAAACGACGCGGUCCCUCAAAAAACUUUAUGCAUGAGUCUCAUUGAUCAGACAGUGUCAUUGGAUAUUAGUGCAAACGCGCAGAACCAACCUGGUUCUCAAUUGCCGGUUGUUCAUAGCGGUUUAGUUGACUUUUCUAGAGGAUUUAGAGAGUACUGUACGAACACGAUAAACCCGCAGCUGAACGAAGCUCUUGAAAAAUUUAUCGCCGAACUGUCGAGGCUCCAGCGAAACCUGUACAAUCGUGACAACGCCAAGGGCCGCUACAGAAGACGAUUUUACGCCGGUUUUCGAGAAAUCGAGAAACGCCUCAAGCUCAACAAAGUCAAGCUCGCCCUCGUCGCGCCUAACUUAGAUAAAAGCAAAGACGACGAUGGUGAACUAGAUAAGAUGGUGCAUCGAUUUAUCGACUCCUGUAGGAGGCACGAGGUGCCCGUUGUGUUCGGCCUCUCUCGGCGUAAGCUAGGAUAUUUAACGCACGGCAAGGGCUUUGUCAGCUGCAUCGGAGUCGCGAAUUACGAGGCUCUCGAAGACAAAUUAGAGGAGGCGCUUAAAAAUGUCGUCGAGGCUAGGAACGAAUUCAGGAUUUUGAGCGGCCAAGCGGAUAAGACGAUCGACAUGACGGAAUUGUUAACAGAUGAUCUUUUGCUCUCUGAGCGCGUUAAGCUGCUCUUGAAGACCUUAGCGUCUCAUUAGUAUUUAUUGGAAGUGAGCUACUAGAUGAUAAGCAUAGAUUUUUAUAUUUCAUUUUUUUUUUUGACUUUGUAAAGCCAGAAUCUACCUCUAGAUAUUUUAAUGGAUCAACGUUUGGAAUCGUUUUUUAAUUGCAGAUGGCCAGUAAACUAUUCAGGGCUUAAUUUUAAAUUUAAAUGUAAAUAGUCAUGCGCGAGCAGUAGCGUAGUUUUAAAUGAGUCAUGCAAAAUGAAUUUCAAAUAGCACACGAUUUUAUAUUUUUAUGAAAAUGUAUAGCCUGUUAAAUAAAUCGUUGACAUAAAUUUAAAACUUUUUCAAAACUA
Messenger RNA from Nasonia vitripennis (jewel wasp), 1920 nucleotides. Its product is annotated as selenocysteine insertion sequence-binding protein 2-like. The transcript has 5 exons. Bases 332 to 1600 code for a protein of 422 amino acids. Gene Ontology annotation, biological process: selenocysteine incorporation. Gene Ontology annotation, molecular function: selenocysteine insertion sequence binding; mRNA 3'-UTR binding; ribonucleoprotein complex binding. Lineage: Eukaryota; Metazoa; Arthropoda; Insecta; Hymenoptera; Pteromalidae. The record is from RefSeq and is a predicted model, not a curated record. Gene Ontology annotation, cellular component: ribonucleoprotein complex.